Melitaea cinxia (Glanville fritillary) is the source of this 1460-nucleotide messenger RNA. RefSeq names its product calcium uniporter protein, mitochondrial (gene MCU). Gene Ontology annotation, molecular function: calcium channel activity; uniporter activity. Gene Ontology annotation, cellular component: mitochondrial inner membrane; uniplex complex. The coding region runs from base 1 to 915 and encodes 304 amino acids. NCBI's taxonomy places the organism in Eukaryota, Metazoa, Arthropoda, Insecta, Lepidoptera, Nymphalidae. The transcript has 7 exons. Gene Ontology annotation, biological process: calcium import into the mitochondrion; mitochondrial calcium ion homeostasis. The record is from RefSeq and is a predicted model, not a curated record.
AUGGAAGUUGUAGUGACGUAUCGACGCGGUUUACCAGUGAUAAUAGUACCGCUGCCCUCACGUCGGGAGCGAUGCAGGUUCACACUCCGUCCCGUGUCGCAGACCGUCGGUGACCUGCUUGAACAGGUGAAGGCAGAAGACCGCGGUGUGGAGCGCGCUGUGGCGCUCGCAGCGGACGAGCGGAUUCGUAUCGCGGCCAGCGACACGGUCGAGUCGCUGCUGGAAAACGAUUUCCGGCUGCUUAUCAAUGACACAGAGUACUACGUCAAGAGUCCCACCCAGGAGCGCCUUAGUCCUGAAGAGAUCACCAGAUUGAGUGACGUGCGUAACUUGGUCAACCAGUUAUAUGAAGCAUUGAAUGUGCGUGAGCAUCAGAUUCGUAAGGAACGAGAAAUUAGGGCGAAGUUAGAAAAAUUAUCAACUGAGUUGCAGCCGCUUGAAGAGAAACGUAUGGCUUUAGAAAUGGAAACGACUCGCCGUACCUCUGCCUUGACGUGGGUGGGUCUAGGGCUCAUGGGGGUGCAAUUUGGAGUUCUGGCGAGGCUCACCUGGUGGGAGUACUCCUGGGAUAUCAUGGAGCCUGUCACUUAUUUCGUGACGUAUGGCACAGCUAUGGCUGCAUAUGCGUACUUUGUACUUACUAAACAGGAAUACAUUUUGCCGGAUGUAAAAGAUAGACAGCACCUUAUUACGUUACACAAGAAAGCGAAAAAAAUCGGACUCGAUAUUGCUCAGUAUAACCAUUUGAAGGAUGAGGUGGAUAAAUUACAAAAAGACCUCGCUCGCCUCCGAGAUCCCUUGAACAUCCACCUGCCUCCAUCAGACACAUACAAGAUAGAAGAUAUCAAGCGCUCACCCCUGACCAAAAUAAAGGAUAUGCUAGAAGAGACAACCAAGAAAAUGAAAAUCACGUAAUACACGUUGUGAUAGUUAUACGACCUUUAAGUUAGAACCGCGGCUAGAGCUUGUUAUAUUUUGACCGGAGCAUUAUUAGUUUAAAUAUUGGACUAUAUCAUACUAAAUGGGUUAUCAUGAGAUGUGGUUUUUAAUUUUAAAUGAUUUAAUGGUUAGUGAAAGGCAUUUUUGUAAUAUUUUUUUAAAGAAAAUAUCCUUUUUCCAGAAUAUUCGAUUUGACGUUUUAUUUGUCUAUAAAACGCUAUUUUGAGGCCAUUUUUUAUCUUUAUUUAAAGUAUUUUUAUAUUCGGUAUUAUGUCGAAAAUAUACAUAGGAGCAUUAUUUUUGUCAAUUAAGAAAUUUUCGAGUAUUAUUUUUCAAAUAAUAUUAUUAACAAUAAAAAAGACUAACAUAAUCGAUUCUAGUCAUUUAGGAAAAUAGAUAAUUCUAACAUAAUUCACAAAAAUUAGUCUUUAUGAACAUCUCAUUGGUACUGAAUUCAAGCACUAUAUUAGUUUUUAUUAAAACCACAGUUCUGUUAUAAAUCAUAUAUAAAAGAAAUUUAA